UAAGUCUAGCUGAGAGCUCAGAGAGAAGAAGGUAUAAUUUUUUCAGAUCGAUACAAACAUUAAAAACCUUUAAAAUCCUAAAAUAUUUUGGCUUUUAGAGAUCUUUACACUCUCAGUUUACCCCCUUUCAAUACAAAUAUGUUCAAAAAGUUUUCAUCGGAAGAAGUAUCGUCACAGAAUCAAGUGAAAGCAUCUGUUCAGCGGAAAAUUCGACAGAGUAUUGCUGAUGAGUAUCCAGGACUUGAACCUGUUUUGGAUGAUUUGCUACCGAAAAAGUCUCCCUUAAUUGUUGUUAAAUGUCAAAAUCAUCUGAAUUUGGUGUUGGUGAACAGCGUUCCCCUGUUUUUCAAUAUUCGCGAUGGGCCUUACAUGCCUACUUUACGGCUUCUCCACCAAUAUCCAGAGAUAAUGAAAAAGUUGCAAGUAGAUAGGGGUGCAAUAAAAUUUGUCCUCGCUGGUGCAAACAUUAUGUGUCCUGGACUUACAUCUCCAGGUGGUGCCCUUGAUGAGCAGGUGGAAGCAGAAACUCCUGUGGCCAUUAUGGCUGAAGGAAAGGAACACGCACUCGCAAUUGGCUUUACAAAAAUGUCAGCAAAAGAUAUAAAAGCAAUCAACAAGGGAAUUGGAGUUGACAACAUGCAUUAUCUUAACGAUGGUCUUUGGAAGAUGGAGCGACUAGAUUGAGGAUCUGCAGCGAGCGAGCAAGUGCAGUGUCAUUUACAUACAAGAUUAUCCAAGCAACUGCAACUAUACAAGAUUUUAUUUCUUUGAACUGCAGCUGUUUUGUCUCCCUCUAAAUCUUGCAAAAGGAAUUGUGUAAAAAAAUUUCUCGAGCUAUCUUGUUUUUGACCUUCAAGAUCUUGUUUCAAGAUCAUAAUUCAGAGUUUGUUCAUCUUUUUUAAAACUCAUUAUAUGAGUAGCCUUUAUGUUGAUAUAUCUUUAUAAUGUUUAGUCUUCUUGAUAAA
Molecule: messenger RNA, 965 nt
Organism: Mercurialis annua (annual mercury)
Lineage: Eukaryota; Viridiplantae; Streptophyta; Magnoliopsida; Malpighiales; Euphorbiaceae
Exons: 8
Coding region: 139-684 (181 amino acids)
Biological process (GO): formation of translation preinitiation complex
Molecular function (GO): RNA binding
Source: RefSeq, a predicted model, not a curated record